AUGAAAACCACAAGGAUCGAUCAAAAUAGGAAGAAACGCAAGAAGAGCAGAUUUUUCUUCCUCCUAAAUGCUAUCACGGAAGGAUUAGCGACUGGCUUAGUUUUAUAUUGCACAUUCAUGGCCAGCUGUGUGCUUGGCAAUGAAGUUAGUGGACCCGUUUACAUAUUUUUGCUGUUCAUAUUUCCCGCUUUCAUACCCGAUUUGUACUAUUAUCUACUUACGCCGAAACUGCAUACGUUGGGUAUUGAUCCGUUGGGUGUUAUGUUCAACUUUAUUAUAGGUGUCUUGUGCAUUUUGAUUGGUGUAAGUCUUAUAAUGGUAAUCAUUUCGUUUUGUGGGUUUUAUGCACAAUUCCUUUUGGUGAUUGCUGGUGCCUUAAGCGUUUGCUCGGGCGUAUUUCAUUUGAUGAAUGCCUGUAUGUGUCACAAGGCGAUACCCAAGUCGGAGAGAUAUUACAAACCGCGCCGUUCUAAACCCAAGAAAGCGCCGAAGGAUAAGAAGAAACAAGCGAAACCAGCUAAAAAAGGCAAAGCGGAAAAGAAGCCCGACAAGAAAGCUGAAAAGAAACCUGACAAGAAGGCUGACAAGAAGGCUGAAAAGAAACCCGAGAAGAAGACCGAUAAAAAACCGGACAAAAAGUCGGAAAAGAAAGCUGAAAAGAAACCAGAAAAGAAAACAAAAUCAAAGUCCGCAGAAAAAUGCUAA
Molecule: messenger RNA, 705 nt
Organism: Bactrocera tryoni
Lineage: Eukaryota; Metazoa; Arthropoda; Insecta; Diptera; Tephritidae
Exons: 4
Coding region: 1-705 (234 amino acids)
Source: RefSeq, a predicted model, not a curated record